Perca fluviatilis (European perch) is the source of this 1331-nucleotide messenger RNA. It is a transcript of the gene hmgb1a, whose product is annotated as high mobility group box 1a. Gene Ontology annotation, biological process: regulation of transcription by RNA polymerase II. Gene Ontology annotation, molecular function: DNA binding, bending. Lineage: Eukaryota; Metazoa; Chordata; Actinopteri; Perciformes; Percidae. The record is from RefSeq and is a predicted model, not a curated record. Bases 158 to 784 code for a protein of 208 amino acids. The transcript has 5 exons.
UGGGCGCCGGCCAAUGGCGUGAGAGCCCCGCCGAGAGUAAUGUUAGAGAGCUGAAGACUGAAGACACUGCGUAUCGCCCUGUGUUCCCUCACACACAGCCAUUGCAGAGCAUUGAGAUCCAGUGAUAGUCCCUAGAUACUGCUGUCAAGCUGUCAAGAUGGUGAGAGAGGCAGGAAAGCCAAGGGGCAAGAUGUCCUCCUAUGCAUAUUUUGUCCAGACCUGUCGGGAGGAGCACAAGAAGAAACACCCCGAAGCUUCGGUUAACUUUGCGGAGUUCUCCAAGAAGUGCUCCGAGCGAUGGAAGCUGAUGUCCGGCAAGGAGAAGGGCAAAUUUGAGGAUCUGGCCAAGCUGGACAAGGUACGCUAUGAGAAGGAGAUGAUGAACUUUGUUCCAGCCCAGGGAAAAGGCAAGAAGAAGAAGUACAAGGACCCUAAUGCCCCCAAGAGACCCCCAUCUGCCUUCUUCAUCUUUUGCUCAGAGUUUCGCCCUAAGGUGAAAGGCGAGACCCCUGGUCUGUCCAUUGGAGAUGUUGCAAAGAGGUUGGGUGAGAUGUGGAAUGGCACCGCUUUGGAGGACAAGCAGCCCUUUGAGAAAAAGGCAGCUAAACUGAAGGAGAAGUAUGAGAAGGACGUCGCAGCAUAUCGCGCUAAGGGCAAAACGGGCGGUAGUGGCGGACCAGCAGCAGCAAAAGCCCCGCCCAAGGUAGAGAAGAAGGUGGAAGAUGACGACGAUGACGAUGAUGAUGAUGAGGAGGAUGACUAUGAUGAUGAUGAUGACGAGUAGAUGCCGAGUGACAUAUGUAGUGGUCAUUUUCUUGUUUAUAAAGCAUUUAACCCCCUUGUACACACUUCACUUAUUGAAAGAAAAUAUGUUAGUAUCCAAGGGGUAGGAAAAAAACAACAAAAAAGGCUGUGUAUAUCGGUUGUUUUUAUGCUGUACAGUUUUUUUCUCCUUUUUGUAUAGUUGACACUACGCAAGUACUGUGUCUGUAUCUUUCUGCCAGUCUUAUUUUUUCAGUGAUAGUUCCUAGACCACUAUCUUGCCUGGUACAGUGUAAAAGGGUGGGCUUACAGUAUUUACCCUAGCUAGAGGUGCACAGCACAUAAAAAAAAAAAAACAAAAAAAAAAACUUUGAGUUAGAUCUGAGUGUUUCUUUUUUUUUUUUUCCUUGUGUGUUUUUAUUUCAAAUGACAUGUUAUCAAAAUUGACGUAUCACAGUUGUUUUACUGAUCUUUAUGUACCACUGUAAUAGCAAGAAUAAGAAAAGAAAAACGCCUUGUUGAAAUUUAAAUUGCUUCUGAUGUCAAUAAACAUUUUUUUUUUUAAUAAA